Neoarius graeffei (lesser salmon catfish) is the source of this 2112-nucleotide messenger RNA. RefSeq names its product cortexin-3. The record is from RefSeq and is a predicted model, not a curated record. Lineage: Eukaryota; Metazoa; Chordata; Actinopteri; Siluriformes; Ariidae. Bases 149 to 514 code for a protein of 121 amino acids. The transcript is spliced from 2 exons.
ACCGGGAAGCUUUGUGCGUGUUUGUGUUUCUUUUUUUACGCCAAAGAUUUAUCUCCUGAAGCAGUCUGCGUCUCCGUGCGGCGGAGCUGAAGGCGCGAGCUGACGGUAGAAUGGGCGAAUCCCUCCGGUUUCCACUGUAACUCUGGAAAUGGAGCCCACAUUCCCGCGGGGAGACAAAGAUGAGGUCCAUGUGGAGGAGCCGGGACGUUUGCGUGCCGUGAGGAUGCGUGGUGAGGGGCUACUGUGGGACGACCCUCUGCACUUCUCGUGGCUGAUGGAGGCCGAGUCGUUCACAUCGUCAGUGCAGGCAGGUGGUCCCAUGCCCGGCACAGCCAUGACACUCGAGCAGAAGACCACCUUCGCCUUUGUCAUCUUCCUCUUCGUCUUCCUCUGCAUGCUGAUUGUGCGCUGCUUCCGUAUCCUGCUGGACCCCUACCGCAGCAUGCCCACCUCCACCUGGGCUGAUGGCCUCGAUGGCCUUGAGAAGGGCCAGUUUGAUUACACACUAGCAUAAGGAAGGCGUGCGCACUCUCUCUCUCUCACUCACACACACACACACACACACACACACACAAAACACCUUGUGAAAUGAAUCAUAGACAACCUUAAAGUAAAUAAUGAUUUACAUGCAGACAUCAUGUGAUGUAUAUUACACAUGUCUAAAAAUACUAUAUACACACACUUUGGUAAGGAGACUAAAUGUGACACAAUAUAAAGUAAAAAAAAAAAAAAUAGGUGCAUGGUUAGUAAAAUGUCAAGCUUGACAAAAAUAAAAAACGUUGAGUCUCUCACACACACACACACACACACACACACGGUGUUUUCUGAAAGGAGCAGUCAGGGAUUGUGAGUGCUGCCAGAGGCAGUUUCGGACUGGCGUGUGCCCCUCUGUGCCGCUGUAAGCCUGGUGACACUCGUACAGGGUAACCCAAGUGCUGCUCCUUCAACUUCCUGCAAACACCCAGCACUCGUUUCCUCUUCUCACCGACACCAUUGGUAUCUGCACUGUUGUAUACUGCCAAGUAGACAUCUUUAGAUGAUAUGUCCUUUUGAAGACCCUUUAUAAGCACUUCAUAAAUACUACAUAGGUGAAUGCUUUUGCCAAUAAAAGUAAGCCUUAAGGUAUGCACUGUUAUCAAUGCAGCUUAGUUUAGUCAGACUUAGCAAUUAGGAUGUGUUUGUGCAGUGCUUAUGGCUUCAUAAAGGACCACUUAUUCGAUUAUUCUCAUUUUGACAUAGGCAAGUACUCUAGACAGCACCUGUGGCUGAGUUUGUAGCCCAGUGUGAACCUUAAAGACAAUUGGAUUCUUGUAUGUAAUUAAAACAACAGUAGUUUAAGAAGUGAUCGUAGGCUACAGUCAGCAUAUACUGCCUCAUUAGCACAAGAAAUUGAAUUUAGAUCGGUUCCAUUUUAAUAACCGGUCAGCCCUUAUUCGCUUUGUCAGCCUUUCCAUUUGAAGCCGUAGCCGCAGGAGCCAUAAUCACUAAUUUGCCUUGAGAAAAUUAAUCGUUAAGAGCAAAUGAUGAAGAAAGGCUACUUUUCAGAGGCGUCUCCUUAAUCAUCCAUAUGGUGAUAAAAAUGUCUGUCACAUUCGUCCAGAAUUUGGCCUAAUUGCACUGGAGUCGUUCUCCUUUUUUAGCGCUUUUAGUCUUUUUACCCAUCAGCCUGCCAAAUGAUGUUCCUUUGCACUUUUGUGUUGUCUCACCACUGUGAAUGAGCCAAUGAGAAACUAAGAGCACUUAAGGAAUGAGUUGAACUGCCAGUGACUUUGAUUACGACUGCCACUGUUUUGCAUGCACAAAGCCACAUAUGAAUGUGUACGAGAAACUUAAAAGCACUGAGUAGUGCAAUGGGACUUGAUAGAUGUUUUCAAUGCAAAUGAUACUGUCAGUUAAGAUGAGUUCACUGUGAGGAUCUGCUUCACUUCUUUGUGAAUAACCUUGAGGAUGCUUUAUCACCAAUGCACAAAUAAGAAAGAAACAGUAGAAACUCUCGAUUCGAUUCGAUUCGGAGAUAUUUAGACCUAAAUACUGUUAGAACAAGACAGGAAUAAUGAGAUUGUAAAAAGGAGGUUAUAGGUUUUCAAUAGUGUAUUGCUUAUGAAGCUGAAU